UGCGAUGCAGACGAUCGUCCGUAUGAUCACCAGCCAGCUACUGCUGACCUCGGUGCGCAUCUUUGCCGGUGCGUCACCGGAGUGCGCACUGCCGUGCUCCGCAGCGGCGUCGGGAUGCUACCACCCGUCGCUCAACAGUCGGCCCGGGAUGACCAUGCCGCCAGGGGAGCAGUGGCUACCGGAACCCAAAGCAUUGUGGACGGCCACGUCAUCAUCGACAUCAACAGCUUCGCCGUAUAUAAAAGCGCACCCGCCGCAGGCACCGCCCCGUGGGCUCUGUGACUGCACCUCAACGCAGCCAUCUAACCCGCUAAUCUUUGCGAUGCAGGUUAGUAAAUCCUACACGCUGUUUGCAAAAAAAUCUAGCAAUUACGUCUUGGUGCAGUUCCCGAGCCCACGAUGCUGUCUCGCCAUUGCCGCCGAAUGUGUUUCAGUUAUUCAUUCCUUGCUGAUGUUAUCAGGAGAUGUCGAAACUAACCCUGGCCCUAGCGGAAACGAUGCCGUGUUGACAGAACUUCAGAAAAUAGCCGCAGGCCAAUCCAAAGUAAUUACCGAAGUACAGAGCCUCAAAUCUCAGUUAAACACUACAGAUAGAACAAUAACGGAUUUAUGCAAACGAAUGACCGCCCUAGAGGCACACUACCAGGCCCUUAUUCCUCUCGGAAACGACAUCGAAAAGAUGCGGGCAGAUACAAGCAGCAUGUCUCGCAAGAUCGAGGAACUAGAAGACCGCCUAGACGACGCGGAAAACAGAUCACGUCGAAAUAACCUCAUCUUUUAUGGCAUCUCUGACCCUACUGACAGCGAAACAUGGAACGAUUCCGAAAAACUGAUCAUCGAUUUCUGCAGUAAUAAUCUAGGAAUACCCGUAGGACCUCAUGACUUCGAAAGAGCUCAUCGCCUCGGUCGUCAUUCGCUCGGUAGAAAUCGUCCCAUAAUCGUGAAAUUCGCAUGUUACAAAACAAAGGACUCGAUCCUAUCUAAUGGCCGGAAAUUAAGAAAUACUAACUUUAGCAUUGGCGAGGACUUUUCGCUCUCCGUUCGACACGCGCGGAAACAAUUAAUUGCGUUUGCCAAGGCUAAAUCUGCUAAGUUCUUCUUGCGGUAUAAAACCCUGCACAUCGGUCCGAAACGUUAUGUUUUUGAUAAGUUGUCUAGAACCGUUAAAGAAAUCGCAUAGCAAUCGCCCUGUCACCAUGUGCCUACAAACCGACAACACGCGGCACUUCCCAAACCCCUCUCAUUUUCCGUGAUAUUUACUAACAUCUGCAGUUUCCUUCCAAAGCGCGAACUCUUAUCGAACAUAGUUUCGUCAUCCGGGAGCAAUAUACUGGUACUAACUGAAACUUGGCUCAACGAUAACGUUUCAGACGCUGAAAUCCUGACUGAUUUACCUGAAUUCCGCGUGUAUCGUAGCGACCGAAAGUGUACUCGAGGGGGUGGUGUUCUGGUCGCAAUUCACCAAGGUAUAACAUGUUCUGUUGUACACGUCACAUCCGACAUUGAAUCAUUAUGGCUCAUUUGUCACGCUCCUCCCGUAACAGUGCUCCUUGGCGUUUGUUAUAGGCCACCGCAUACCAAUCCAGACUUCUGUAGGCACCUGAACAAUAGCCUAAGGCAACUUGUUGCCACUUACCCCAAUGCUCGUAUCCUUCUCUUCGGUGACUUCAAUUACCCGAGCAUUGAAUGGCAUAAUCUAGGCAUUUCUUCAUUAACAUGUCAUGCAGAGGCUAAAAACUUCAUUGACGUAUGUUUAAAUUUUAACCUGAGUCAGUUAGUCUCGGAACCAACACGCGUUACACAAGAAACAGCAAAUAUCCUAGACCUAAUACUAACAGUCCUGAGAACCUUUCAUCUAUCAGUUACCUCCCAGAAAUCAGCGACCAUAAAAUCAUACAUGCUCUAUUCUCAUUCAGUUCCGCUCCGAAAUACACAACCGCGAAAACAAUAUGCCUUUACGACAGGGGAAACUACGAUGCAAUAACUCAAGACCUUACCACCUUUUUUUCCGAGUACAAAUCCGUGUUUCGCACUCGCACAGUACAUGAAAACUGGUCAGUAUUGAAAACUAAAUUAAGUGUGCUCACUAACAUGUUCAUUCCGAGGGUUACCUUUCAUACUAAUCACAAUAAGCCAUGGUUUUCAGUACAUUUAAAACGGCUGGAAAAUAAAAAGAAACGGUUGUUCCGUUCGGCCAAACGCCGUGACACCCAGAGUGAUUGGGAUAAAUACUUCUAAGUUGAGAAAAUCAUAUCUAGUUGAGAUCCGGAACGCCAAGCAUUCAUUUUAUCACGAUGACUUACCAAAGCUACUAACCAGCAACCCCAGGAAAUUUUGGCAACU
This is a messenger RNA of Rhipicephalus sanguineus (brown dog tick), 2343 nucleotides long. RefSeq lists its product as uncharacterized. The transcript is spliced from 2 exons. The record is from RefSeq and is a predicted model, not a curated record. The coding region runs from base 5 to 1180 and encodes 391 amino acids. NCBI's taxonomy places the organism in Eukaryota, Metazoa, Arthropoda, Arachnida, Ixodida, Ixodidae.